Messenger RNA from Styela clava, 2666 nucleotides. RefSeq names its product TNF receptor-associated factor 4-like. Lineage: Eukaryota; Metazoa; Chordata; Ascidiacea; Stolidobranchia; Styelidae. The record is from RefSeq and is a predicted model, not a curated record. Gene Ontology annotation, molecular function: zinc ion binding; ubiquitin protein ligase binding; tumor necrosis factor receptor binding. Gene Ontology annotation, biological process: regulation of canonical NF-kappaB signal transduction; regulation of apoptotic process; signal transduction. Gene Ontology annotation, cellular component: plasma membrane signaling receptor complex.
CUUUAUUUCUUAGGAAUAAGCGUAUUAAUAUUGCUAUAUAUAGUAUAAUUUUAUCGAGGAUAUAUCUGCAUUUUUAGGGGUAAAUUCAAACCUCUUUAUGUCCAGCGUACUUCAAACAUUGGCGUCCAAAAUGCCGGGUUAUAAUAUGAAAUUUGUUGAUAAAGUACGUAAGAGGCACCAAUGUCCUCUCUGUCAUCUGCCGAUAAAGGACCCAGUCCAAAUUACAACCUGCAAGCACCGUUUUUGUGACACAUGUCUACAAGAUUUCCUUGGAGCUGGAGUAUUCAACUGCCCAGUGGAUCAUCUGUCUCUCGACUUUGCAAAGAUUUAUCCAGACCCAGACCUCGAAGGUGAAAUCAUGAAUUUGACAACACAUUGUUCCAACUAUUCUGUCGGAUGUAAAUGGACGGGGAAACUGCACAAUUUGAAGAACCAUAUCGUGAAAUGCAGUCACAGUGAAAUUGACUGUCCAAAUCGAUGCGGUGUUCGCUUGCGAGCUUCAAAAUUAGCCGAUCAUCUGGAAUAUGUGUGUGUGAAGAGAAGAGUAACUUGCGAAUUUUGUUCGAAGGAUUUUUCGGGAGAACAGCUUGAGGAUCACGAAGGAAACUGCCCAAUGGAAAGCGUACAUUGCGAAAACAAAUGCGGAGCUAAAAUGCUCAGAAAGUAUCUGGCAAGACACAGCACCGGAGAUUGCCCUAAACGACCAACAAAAUGUCCACACUGCGAUAAAGACUUCAAUUUUGAUAUUUUGAAGACUCAUUUUGGGAAUUGCCCUCGUUAUCCAAUCAGUUGUCCAAAUCGUUGUGAUGUCCUCAAAAUUCCACGCGAGGAAUUAGAGAUCCACAUGAAAGAACAUUGCAAAGCAGCUGUUACAGCAUGCCCGUACAAAGAAGUCGGAUGCAAGCAUAAGUGUCCUCGCUAUCAUCUCGAUAGACAUUUAACAGAAAAUCAGAACGUGCACAUGAGAACUAUGUUUGAACUUGUAAGAACACAGAAGAGACAAAUCGAAACCUUACAAAAACAGGUCAGCGAUUUAACUGUUAGUCACAACGGUGUAUUAUUGUGGAGAAUACCAGAAUAUACAAAAUCUCUCCAGCAAGCUCAAAAAGACCAAGCAGAAGCUGAGCUGAUCAGCCCGCCGUUUUACACCCACAGACACGGCUAUAAACUUCAGUUAUCAGCCUUUCUGAAUGGCAAUGGUGGCGGUCACGGAUCGCACUUGUCUUUGUAUGUUCGAGUUCUGAAUGGAGAAUACGAUUCUCUCUUGGAAUGGCCGUUUUCUCAUGAUAUUACAUUCACCAUACUUGAUCAGGGAGAUCCACUUUCCUCUAAACGCAGUCAUAUAAAUGUAACAUUCACUCCUGAUCCAAACUGGAAAAACUUCCAAGAUCCAGAAAUUCGUCGAAAAGAUUCCGAUGUCGACGGUUCUAAUCUCGGAUUUGGUUAUCCAAAGUUUGUUACACACAAAGACCUGAAAGACAACAAUUACAUCAAGAAUAAUACGCUUUUCAUAAAAGCUACCAUUGACACAUCGAGGGUCGUCAUACAGUGAUGUAAUUGUAAUAUACCAGCAUGUUUUAUGUAGUAGUACAACGGAUGGUAUAAAGAGAAAGGAGGUCGCAGGCGAUCUGGAUGUUGUAUCGAAGAGGUAUACAAGGCACUAACUGUGAAAUAUGUACAAGACUGUGCUCCUAUCACACAAUGUUUUCUGUUAUUCCAUUUUGCCAGUUAAAACUUAUAUUCAGAAUCUGACGAAUGUACUAAAUAGAAAAUAAUAUAUGAUAAAAAAAAAGUUGAAUAUUGCUCCCAUGGGAUCAGAAAGACAAUUUGCUACACACGAAGAUAGAGCAAUACUACAUCCUGUUAAGGUUAUCAACGUUGCAACUUGUGACGAUAAAACUGCUUUUUUAUUAGGGCGUCAUGGGCAUUGAUAUAGGAUUGAAGUUGAUACAUGUAUGAACUUCUUGUAUGUUGUCAAAUAUAAUUUCAACAUUAUCACGUAUGUAGUAAGAAAUAUGAAUAUUGAUUACUUCGAGACGAUAUAAAAAGUUUAAAAUUGUUUUUUAGAUUAAAUAUUGAAGUUUCCACUUUGUCAAACAAACUUAAUGGUUUAUCGAUAUUUAAUCAAAUGCAUACCCAGAAUAUAUGAAUUUUCGGUUUCAAGAAAUACGAGUUGAUAAGGAAUAUGUAUCCAUGGAAUGUAAAAUGAUGUUGUUUUAAAUUUCAAAAUAUCUUUACAUUUUCAUUUAUGGACAUAAGUGUGGUUUUCAUUUCAUUUUAGAAAAUUAUUAUUUUAUGAUAAAUAUUGUACCUAAUUUAGAAACAGUUUUGAAUGGUUUAUUCAAAUGUACUGGUAUAACUUUUCUUUCUUAUUAUUAUUUACCCUAUUUUUCCAUUGCUAUUCACUAUUAUUCAUCUUUUCCAUACUCAGACUUUUUUUCUCCAUAUUGCUCACUUUAUAUUUCAGUUUAUUUUUGAACUAAUUUUGUGCUUAACCUUUCAUAACAUUAUGGAUAUUCAAGGCAUGAUUGACCAAGUACAGGAAGCAUUCUUGCAGAAUAGAAAUGUAAUAACUAUGAUUCCUAUUUGUAAUUUUUUUUUUAUCGUCAAACGAAUUUGUAAAAUAAUAAUACUGUCAGCAAUAAAAUAUUCAGAAAUUUACAGAA